AUGAAUGACAUUUUGAUCUCUGGCAAUCAUAGCAGCUCAAACAUCAUGUUUGGAGGUAAGGUCGUUGUUUUUGGUGGAGACUUUAGGCAGAUUCUUCCUGUGGUACAAAAUGGAAGCAUGCAUGACAUUGUUAAUGCGUCAUUAUGUUUUUCUUAUAUUUGGUCAAACGUCAAAGUCUUAAGGUUGACAAAGAACAUGAGGUUAUCUUUAGGGAACGACUCUACAAACAUCAAGGAAACUACUGCUUUUUCAAACUGGCUAUUAGACAUCGGAGAAGGAAAAGUUGGUGAAGCAAAUGAUGGUGAAUCAACUAUUGAUAUACCUGAAGAUCUUUUAAAUGGUGUACCUAAUCAUCAAUUAGUUUUGAAGGUGGGUGUUCCAAUAAUGCCACUUCGAAAUAUUGACCAGAAGAAUGGUUUGUGUAAUGGUACACGACUACGAGUACUUUAUCUUGGUAAUAGGGUGAUUGAAGCUGAGAUUAUAUCUGGUGCUAAUAUUGGUACAAGAACUUUCAUCCCCCGCCUUAGUCUGUCACUAUCUGAUAAGAAAAUCCCUUUCAAGUUCAAAAGAAGACAGUUUCCGGUUGUUGUUUGUUUUGCAAUGACUAUUAACAAAAGUCAGGGACAAUCAUUAUCCAAGGUUGGAUUGUUUCUCCAAGAUCCCGUUUUCUCACAUGGUCAACUUUAUGUGGCACUAUCAAGGGUUAAAAGUAGAGCCGGUUUAAAGAUGCCGAUAACAGAUAAAGAUGGCCAUGCUACAAAUAAGACCACAAAUGUUGUAUACAAAUAUUUUUUUGGAAAUUUAUAG
Molecule: messenger RNA, 807 nt
Organism: Helianthus annuus (common sunflower)
Lineage: Eukaryota; Viridiplantae; Streptophyta; Magnoliopsida; Asterales; Asteraceae
Exons: 2
Coding region: 1-807 (268 amino acids)
Biological process (GO): telomere maintenance; DNA repair
Molecular function (GO): DNA helicase activity
Source: RefSeq, a predicted model, not a curated record